Molecule: messenger RNA, 580 nt
Organism: Hyaloscypha bicolor E
Lineage: Eukaryota; Fungi; Ascomycota; Leotiomycetes; Helotiales; Hyaloscyphaceae
Exons: 1
Coding region: 4-564 (186 amino acids)
Source: RefSeq, a predicted model, not a curated record
GCCAUGCUUGGAGAUCGGAGACUUUACGUCAGCGAGGUACUCAUAGCGAGACUCGCGGCAUGCGAGGAGGACAGCAGGAACUCGGCAGCAGUGGGUUUUCUUGGGCUUCGUGCUCUUCAAUUGGGUGAUUAUUUGAGGCUCCGGCGCUGCGAAACCCCAGAUCUUCAGUCGCAACUCAAUGGGAAGCUUACGGAAGGAAUGGAAUUCUUGGAAGGGAAUGGCGAGAGAGUUGAUUGGAUGACUGACAAGAGAGUUAGUGAGAUUACCAUUGAGACAACUGCCGAGAAUACUUACAGAGGACUCUUGAGAGCACUACCAAGAGAACCAUUGACAGGACCGUUGCGAGGAUCGGCAGAAGAGGCUUCAAGAGGAUCGCUGGAAGCAACAUUGAGAAAUCCCUUGGGAGAAUCCUCGAGAGGACCGUUUGAGUUGGAUGUAGCCAUUGCGGAUAGUUGGGAGAAGGUUUCGAGGAGUGAAGGUGGUGUUGGCAAGGCUGUCCCCCAAGUUCCUCUUUCAAGGAUAGGAAUUGUUUUUGAAAGAUCGAGGGAGAUUAUUGUGGGAUAAGAGUUUAGAUUUCUUC